ACCAGAAUAUUUGAAAUGAUUGACCGCACACCUGCCAUUGACUCUGAAGAUGAAAGGGGAAAAGUUUUAGCAUAUGUGAAGGGUGAUAUCGAAUUUAGAAAGGUUGAUUUCUGCUAUCCAUCAAGACCUGAUACCCCAGUUCUUCAAGGACUCAACCUUAAAGUCCAAGCUGGUAAGAUGGUGGGUCUUGUUGGAGGCAGUGGUUCUGGCAAGUCAACAAUCAUUUCUUUACUUGAAAGAUUUUAUGAUCCAGUAAAAGGAGAUAUUCUCCUUGAUGGAUACAAGUUAAAUAAAUUUCAGCUGCAAUGGUUGAGAUCCCAGAUGGGACUGGUCAAUCAAGAGCCAAUUCUCUUUGCAACAUCCAUAAAAGAGAAUAUUUUAUUUGGAAAGGAAGGAGCUUCAAUGGAACAUGUAAUAAGUGCAGCUAAGGCUGCAAAUGCACAUGACUUCAUUGUCAAACUACCCCUAGGAUUUGAGACUCAAGUUGGGCAAUUUGGAGUUCAAUUGUCUGGAGGACAAAAGCAAAGGAUUUCUAUAGCAAGAGCAAUAAUCAGAGACCCAAAAAUUCUUUUGCUUGAUGAAGCCACAAGUGCUUUGGAUGCUCAAUCUGAAAAAGUUGUGCAAGAAGCCUUGGACCAAGCUUCACAAGGAAGAACAACAAUUGUCAUAGCUCACCACCUCACCACAAUCCGCAAGGCUGAUUUGAUAGUGGUUCUUCAGUCGGGUAGAGUGGUGGAAAUGGGAUCUCAUGAGGACUUGGUCCACAAGAACAAUGGAGAAGGUGGAGCAUACAGUAAAAUGCUGCAAAUGCAGCAACAAGCAAUGCAGAAUGGUCCUGACAUUUCCUAUCAUCCAGAGGAUAUUAUAAUCAAGCAUCCACGAACUCCACAUACACCAAAUAGUGUGAGAUCAAGCUGGCAAAACAGCCCUGCACUGAGGAGUGCGAGAUCAAGCUGGCAAAACAGCCCAGCAUAUCCAACCACCCCAAUAUUUUCCAUCAGCAUUACAAACUCCUUUCAAGCUGGCCAGUAUGAUGAAUUUGACGAUGAAAUGUCACAAGACAGCUCUUAUCCUUCCUCUUCUACUUGGCGUUUAUUUAAAAUGAAUGCACCUGAGUGGAAGCAAGCAAUACUAGGGUGUCUAGGGGCUGCUGGCUUUGGAUCUAUUCAGCCAGUUCAUGCCUAUUGCUUAGGAACAGUUGUAGCAGUUUACUUCCAAACAAACAAUUCCACCAUCAAAUCAGAAACCAGAUUCUACUGUUACAUCUUCUUAAGCCUAGCAGUUUUCAGCUUCAUUGCUAAUCUCCUCCAACAUUACAAUUUUGCAGUUAUGGGAGAGUGUUUAUCCAAAAGGGUUCGAAUAAAAAUGCUCGAAAAAAUUCUCACCUUUGAGAUAGGGUGGUUUGAUCAGGAUGAAAACACAAGUGCUGCCAUCUGUGCACGGCUAACCACUGAAGCAAACAUGGUUAGAUCCCUAACUGCAGAUCGUAUAUCAUUGUUGGUUCAGGUCUUUUUCAGUGCCUCCAUAGCUUUUGUGAUUGGACUGAUUGUGACAUGGAGGAUAGCCAUUGUAAUGAUUGCAAUACAACCUUUGCUCAUAGGAAGCUUCUAUUCAAGGAGUGUUCUAAUGAAGAGUAUGUCUAUAAAAGCACAGAAAGCACAGGCUGAGGGCAGCCAACUAGCUAGUGAAGCUGCUUUCAACCACAGAACUAUCACUGCAUUUUCCUCUCAGAAUAGGAUAUUAAAUCUGUUUGGAGAUGCAAUGAGGGGGCCUAGGAAGGAGAACAUCAAACAGUCGUGGAUUUCAGGUUUUGGUCUGUUCAGCUCCCAAUUCUUGACAACAGCUGCAAUAGCCUUGACUUAUUGGUAUGGGGGGAGGCUAAUGAAUCAAAAUUUAGUAACGGCGAAACACCUGUUUCAAGUUUUCUUCGUCUUAAUGAGCACUGGUAAAAACAUUGCAGAUGCAGGAAGCAUGACUUCUGAUCUAGCGAGAGGGGGGAGAGCCAUCAAAUCAAUAUUAUCCAUCCUAGACAGAGAAAGUGAAAUUUCAUCAGAAGAGCUUGAAGGGAUAAAAAAGACUUUCAAGGGUCACAUAGAACUAAAGAAUGUUGUAUUUGCUUACCCAGUCAGGCCUGACCAGAUGAUCUUCAAGGGCCUGAAUCUCAAGAUAGAAGCUGGAAAAACAAUGGCACUAGUGGGACAGAGUGGUUCUGGAAAAUCCACUGUCAUUGGCUUGAUUGAAAGAUUUUACGACCCACUAAAUGGAUCAGUAUCCAUAGAUGGAUGUGACAUCAAGCUCUAUAAUUUGAGAAAGUUGAGGUCACAAAUAGCUUUAGUAAGCCAGGAGCCUACUCUUUUUGGAGGAACCAUCCAUGAAAACAUAGUCUAUGGUAAAGAAAAUGCAACAGUAGCUGAAGUAAGAAAGGCAGCAAAGCUUGCCAAUGCUCAUGAAUUUAUAAGCUCUAUGGAAGAGGGAUAUGAGACCUACUGUGGAGAAAGAGGAGUUCAACUAUCAGGAGGGCAGAAGCAGAGGAUAGCACUUGCACGAGCCAUACUAAAGAACCCAACAAUCCUUCUGCUGGAUGAAGCAACCAGUGCACUUGAUAGUGUGUCAGAGAAUUUAGUCCAGGAAGCACUGGAGAAGAUGAUGGUUGGCAGAACAUGUGUUGUUGUAGCUCACAGGUUGUCAACUAUACAAAAAGCAGACUCCAUUGCUGUGAUAGUGAAUGGGAAAGUAGCAGAAAAAGGAUCACACCAUGAGCUACUUGCUAUCGGACGUGGCGGUGCCUACCAUUCUCUGAUAAAACUGCAAAGCAAUCAGUCUCCACACCAUUUGUCCACAAAGGUGUAAGUUGAGGACGGUCCAUGUA
Messenger RNA from Prunus avium (sweet cherry), 2869 nucleotides. RefSeq names its product putative multidrug resistance protein. The record is from RefSeq and is a predicted model, not a curated record. Gene Ontology annotation, cellular component: membrane. Gene Ontology annotation, biological process: transmembrane transport. NCBI's taxonomy places the organism in Eukaryota, Viridiplantae, Streptophyta, Magnoliopsida, Rosales, Rosaceae. Gene Ontology annotation, molecular function: ATP binding; ATP hydrolysis activity; ABC-type transporter activity.